AUCUCUUUCCUUCGAAAUUAUGAAAUGGAAAUAAGGAUUCAAUUUAAGAGCCCGGCAUUUUUGAUUUAUUUCAAUUUUCAAAUUUCUACAAUUUUUUUAAUUAAAUUUAGUGGCUGAAUGGCAAAAACCGGACGAGCGGCUCGAUCGGCUCGAACGGUUAACCGCCUCGGCCGCUCACCAACCGCUACAUAAAACCAGAGCGGCUUUUAGACUGUUCCGAGCCGAUUUUGUGACCGGGUGGCGGUUUUAUCGGUCGGGCCGAGCGGCUCGGCUCGGCUUUAAUAACACUGAUUCCAAGUGAUUUACCACGAUUAAUUUUGAGUUUUGAAGAGAUAAACCCUUGUCAUUUUAAAAAAUUAGAGGGACACACGUGUGUGGCGCUACUCAUUUACUUUGCAUCUCGCCCCUCGCCACAAUUAUCAUGAAACUUACCAGAAACACGAUAAAAUACAUCAUAAAUAACAUAAAGUAGACCAUAAAGCUUAUAAAACAUACCAGAACCUCACCACAAUACCAUGAUAAUUAAGCCAACUUCAUUGGACCAGUUUAUUUCGAUUAUAUUAGUAACACAAUACAUUGUCUAUUCUCAGUAUAACAACAAGCACAAGCAAUAAUAAAUGGUACCAAGGAUUACAUGGUAUACCAUUGAUUUAUGGCUAGUUCAUGAGAACAACAACUCUAUGGUAUUUUUCACCAUGAUAACAAUAGCUUUCAAAGAGUUUUAAGAUGUAAGAAAACAGAACACACGAUGUUUUCCAAACAGUCUCACUAUAUCCACUCAUAAAGAAAAUCUCCCACCAUCCUGAAGUUGUGAAAACGUUCCACAACCAAACCCCACUUUUGAUAUGACUUGAAUCGGAUUAUCAGCCGCUACGACUGGUAAUACUUCUCACACUCCUCUGCAAUCUAAAAUCUCCUUGAUAUAGUGAAACUGGCUCUCUCUCGCCCCUGGACGUAGCUAACACACAUCGUGUUAGUGAUCCACGUAAAUCGUGUGUCGUGUUUUCGAUUCUCGCUUUCGUAUUCUUACUUUGUCGAUUCCUGUGAUUUCUCGAUCCGUAGCAGCGCGUUUAUAACACCCACAAAAUAGAAACAUGAACAGAGCUAAAGCAAACAUAAGAAUAAGAUGGAAUAAGAUAACUUAGGGUUGUAGAAGAUGGAGAAUUCCUUCUCCUUUUGCAAACGCAAAGUGCAGGAUAAAAAUUCAAUGAGAAUGGUUGAGAAAUUAAUCUCAUUAACCAUCCAAAUUCCCUCUGUCUCAUGCCUUUUACCAUUAUUUGUUCAUUCAUUAUCAUCAAUUAUCACUACAUACCUCACAUGCUAGCAGGCCCAACAAUUCUUCCCGCCCAUCAACAUGGGAAGAAUCUUGAUACACAUAUCUUAUCCAUCUCAUAUAUUUGGACAUUCUCCAAUUGUAGCUUCAUUUGAAGCACAUCCCAUAUCUAAUGAUAUUGAACAUCGACAUGUUUUAAUGACAUGAAAUGAAGUAUAUUAUGCAUUAUGAAUAACACUCUAACUGUUAGAGAAUAGUUGCAGCCAUUCUUGUUGGAACUCAUGUUCUUUCAGAACUUAUUCAUCCAUAACAUCUCCUUACAUGCUUUCAUUGUUGCUUGCACUAAGCUUUUGUAGUGGAAAGAGCUACACACUUUUGUAGCCUUAUUGCUCCCACAAAUAAGGUAAUAAGGUAUCUAAAAGUAUACCUUCUCUUGUGUCUAUCAUAUCUUCUUGGCACCUCAAUCUCAAAGGAUCUUUAUGCCAAGAAUCGACUUGUUGUCCACAUAGAGCAACAAUAUAAUGAAAUCACUAUAGGAGAAUUUCUUCAUGAACGCUAAGUGUUUCGAAGUAUUCUUGUAGCCUUGUUCACAAUAACACACUCAAUCUUACUCUACCACUACCUCGGUGUCUGCUUCAAGCCAUGCAUGUUGUUUAUAAGCUUGUGAACAUAGUCCUCAUUUUUCUCCAUCUUGAAGCCUUAUGGUUGCUUAGAUGUAAAUAUUUUCCUCCCAAUCACUAACAAGAAAGGCAGAUUUCACAUCCAUUUGCUCAGCCUCUAAGUUAAGACUUGUUGCUAGUCCUAACACAUCAUACAAUACAAUCCAAUAAAGCUAAUUGUAUUUCUAUGUCAUUGCAACUUAUUAAUUGUUGAUCGAGUUACUCUCUCUACAAUGAUGAGUUUCAUAAGUAUUUUGUGUGAAUACCAUACGAUUUUCUAUCAUGCUAAUAUACAAUAAGUACACUCUUGUUUACUUCAUUCGUCCACCAUUCAUUUGAUGUGAUACUGAUCCAUAAGAGACUUCAUCGAAAUGGUUGGGACAAAAAGGGAUUAAAUUACCAAAGCUAUAGUUUUCUUCCCUCCCUAUAGGGAAAUGAUUAAUGGAGAAGCUCAUCACUUGUACAUCACAAAACAACACCAAUAUUAACAUCACACUAAUUUAACUUUAGAAAAGUCGCAGGACAAUAGACCACUGAUUCAAACAAUAAUUACACAUCAAAGAUUCAUUGUCUACCAUACUAUCACGAGCUUAGGAUAAAGUCACGCAUAAGACAAAACACUAUCAAAUCAAGUCAAGCAUGGUGGAUCGAAACAUUAAAGUUUGCGAUAAACCCUAACAAAUCGUAACCUAGAAGCCUCAGUCACCACCGCCGAUUGGAACCAAAGAUAUCUAGCAAAUGAAAAUAUAAAAACGAGAGUAAAGAGAGGUUGAAAGAGAAGAGGCUUACUAGUGGCAAUAUCUUGAUAGACCAACAUGAUUGUUGUCACAAAAGUUUUGUUCUAAGUAGUACCGGAAGACGGAUGGAACAGAAGAUGUAGCUGCAAGCCACAAAAACUAAAGAGCUAGACAUGGUUUGUGGCCUGAAGGAUAGAAUGUCACAAAAAAAUAUAUACAAACAUAUCAGAAAGCGAAAAAUUCUUUCAGAGCGUUAAUUGGAAAUAACAACUCAUUCUCCAAUUAUUUUGAAUACAACAUUUACAUAUUAUUUGCUAACAUAUUCCAUCAUUGUGCAGCCAAAUGUUUUAUUUUGACCCAAAAACAAAAUGUUCUUCCAAAAAUAAAAAUAAAAACAAAAGAUCCAAAUAAAAAGCAUAUUCCAUCGUCCAGAAUACCAGACAUAGAUAAUUAGACUUUGUGGUUUCCCCCAAUAUCUCAAACUUUUACUUAUUAAUUUUUGAAAAUCUUAGCAUCCUCAACCUAAAAACAACAAUAUGGUAACAAGGGCAUGACAAAGUGCAAAAGUACGAAAACGUAUGAUUAUUUUUUUGUCAUAAACAGAAGACAAUGAUCAUAAGAACACUUCCUGUCAUGCUUUGUUUUUCUCUCUUUGGAAAAUGGUUCUAUAAUUAUUAUUCAUACAGCAUGCAUAUCGCAUUCUCAUGUAGAAUGAUCAUAAAAAUACACCAUCAAGUUGUCAUUAAAGGUGAAUGCCCUACAUAUAAUUACUAAUCGAUAAAGUUUGCUAACUAUAUUUAAUAAAAGAGUAUCCACCCGUAGCAGAACAGGCCCUUUUAGUGGGUUUUUGCCUUUUUGGACAACCCAAAAUUUAGAGGAAAGAUUAAGGAUCUCUCAUAGUAGUUUGAGCUUAGAAAAAAAAUACACUGUAGCCUCUGUGACUCAAAUUUGGACACUACAAUUAAGAAAUAACAUAUUAGUCAUUACAUUGCAAAUCAUUUGUUAUUAUAUUAAAAUCAUAAAUAUAAUAAUUAUAAGCUAAAAUAAAAUAAAACUCUAAUUAAAUCCCAAAUUCUCUAAUUUUUCAUCAAAAUGCUAAAUUCUCAAUUCUCCGCUAUUAUGACACUAGCAAAGCAAAGUAAAAUACAAGGUUGGUUGUUCUUCACGCCCUCUGCAUCAAUCGUUCCCAUGAACCAAACCCCAGUCCAACGGUUAGCCUUCACCCUCCGGUUGCUGCCUUGCUGGCUUCCACUUUUGUAGACUCCAAUGAUAUUCUGUGUAAUAUUUUUGUAGAUUGUACUCGUAUGAUAUUUUCAUAUUAAAAUUAUUUUAAAUUUAUUUCAUAAUAAAAUUACGCAUUGAUAGUUUAUUAUAAUAUAUGUGUAAUAGUCUGGCUUAUUUAUUUAGUUACUUAGUUAAUUUAUUUCGGACCCCAGUGCUAUCAACAUUUACUUAACCAUAGAAAAAGGAUGAAAUGGAUGCACGAACUCAUUGUCGAAUGCACUACGCCACUACCCCACAUUUUCACCGAGACCAGAUAUGAUGACAACACUCAUUGUAUUAUUAGGGUGACAAUAUUAGUAUCCAACCACCAGGAGAUUAGGAUUGUGGUUACUUUUAUUAGUUAGUGGCUCAAUUUAGAUAGUUUAAAUUCAUAAAAGUGUAUAAUAAUCAUAUAAAAUAUUACAUUUAAACUAAAAAUACACAUAGAAAUUAAUGGUACAAUUUUUUUUUUCAAAAACUACCCAAUUUUGAAUGUCGGAAUCCAGUUGUCGAUCACAUGAAUUGGGUCACCGGAAUUUGAUCACCACAAUUUGGAAUCCGAUCAACGUGGUCAGAAAUGCUCAUCAGUGUCAGAAUUCGCCCAUCGUUAUCGAAAUAUGCUCAAUGUCUCUGGAAUCCAAUCAUCUUAGCAGAAAUAUGCUCACCAUCAUUGGAAUCCAGUCACAGAGGCCGUCGGAGUCCGAACUUCAGUUGCCAGAGGUUGGUCAACAAUCUUCAGAGUCUAGUCAACAAUCAAUAGUCAACCAAAUUUAUGGCAUGCAUUAUGAGAUUUGUGAGGUAAAAUACCUCGUGUACCACUAAAGUAUGAGAAUUGGGGGAGUUAUACCUAGGGGUGUACAAACCCACUCGCAAACCGACCCAGCCGUCCAACCCGGCCCAACCCACCCGUAUUUAUUGCUAAAAUGAAGGUUUUGGGUUGGGUGAGGGUUUUCUUUUGUACAACCCAUCUCUUUUAGGUUGAGUUUGGAUUUUGGAUUACACAACCCGUAGAACCCGACCCAACCCAUGUUCCAACUAUAGGUAUGAGUUCGUAUCAAAAAAAUAUUUAUGUCGUAUAUAGCCAUACUUAUGAGAAAAUUAAGAUAUUUCGCCAUGUUUUUCUCUCAUGGUCUCACUAAUCUAAUGCAUUCUUCGGCUUAAAGUUUAGACAUAAUUUAAUAUAGCAAUGAUUCACGUAAGCCUUUUUCUAGUUUACAAUUUUAAUAAAAUAACAUAUUAUAGAUGCGUUCAUUUAUAACCUUUUUAGCCUAUUUCAACAAAUGUCGUGAAAAAAACUAGACAUAAGUUGAAGUAAAUCAAAUUUUAUUAAAAUUCAAACAACAUUUGUGAAUUUUGAUACCUUUCACCUUGAUUUAUUCAUUUGAAUUUUUAAUUGGUUAUAAAAUAUUUUUAUGGUGUAGAAUAAUUACAUAUUUUGUGUUGAGUUGGGUUUUUACUUAAAAAUAUCGUCAACCCGACCCAACCCAAUUAGAAAUAAACCGUAGGGUUUAACUUUUUUGGGUGGGUUUGGGUUUAAUAUUUCUCAAACCGUAGUGCAUGGGUCGGGUGAUUAAAAUGUCUAAACCCGGACGACCCAACCCACGUACACCCCUACUUAUACCACUUAAGUAUGAAUAGUACGUCGGGUACCACUAACGUUAUUGAAUUGUGCAUCCGUUUAAAUUUCCGUCCGUCUACCGUUAAUAACGAAUAACAUAUUAUUUUUUGUAAAAAUUUAUAUAAUUUGAAAAAUUAAAAAUUAAAAAAAAUCUCAUCCGUCUCCACCACGGCCCGGCGGGCGCUAGCCCCGUCCAUCUUCUGUUAAACUCGGCGGCGAAACCCUCACCAUCGCUCAGGUCGUCGUUAUUGUCAGCGCCGCGAUGUGACGAGUCGGGCUCGCUGAAUCCGCCAGAGCCGUCGUCAAGGCUAGCAGCGACUGGGUUAUGUGAGUGAAUAGCAAAAUCAAUAAAACCUUUUGAUCUUUUUUUUACAAUAAAGCUUUUGAUUCUUGCUGUCAAGUGUAAAGGUAUGAAUUGGAGUCCAGCGGCGGUGAGGGUUAUUUUUAAAGGGCAAAAUUUGGCUGCUGGCUGUGUUGCAGCCCUCCGCUGCUACCAGCCAUGUGGCACUAUGUGAUUGGUUUCAUUUGGUUAAUUAAUUAUUACUUUGAUGCUGGUUAAAAAAGGACGGAACAGAAAUUGAAAAUUGGAUGCUCUUUUUUUUACGGGACGCGGACGUAAGAGCUGGCCGACGUCAAAUGAUUUAUUUUGCUUUAUAUUUUGUUUUAUAUAUAUUUUUUGUUAUCAUGCUUCAUAUAUAUUGUUGUGGUGAUUUCGCUGUACAAUAAUAACAAAAUCAUCUCAUAUCAAAGGAAAGCCAUCAUGUUUGGGUCAUAUUAGUUUUAAAUUCUAAUUUCUAUCUAUCUAAACUUUUCUGUAGAUAGAUAUUAUAGUUGUGUUACUCUAUAUAAUAUUAUAGUAUUUCUCUUUUUUCAAAGAUAGUGUAAUAAUAACAACAUAAGAUAGCAUAAAUCAAACUACGAAACCAAAUACGAUAGUCGACAAAUAAAAAUUAAAUCUAUGUUUAAAAGCGAAAUCUAAAAAAGAUAAAAGAAACGUAACGUAAUCUUAAAGAGGUAUGAUGAAACUAUUAUAAAAAAGAGGCAUGAUGAAACUUUACAAUUAAAAUUGAGGACGUAGGCAAAAAACCUAUAGGAAAAAUACCUUUUUAAUGGUGGCUUAUACGGUAUUCCAGGUGAAAUUCAAGGUACUGCAUACCUUGAGUAUGAAAACACUAUCUAGACCUCGAAUUAGCAGAAUUUUUGGGAUUGAUACUAUGCCCUAAGUCCUAACCCUUAAUGUGUGAACCCUAGGUCCUAAUUAUCUAAAUCAUAAACUAUAAACCCUAAGAUCGAGCAUUCAUUUUUUUGCCUAUAUUUGGAUGAAUCAUAGCCGUCGAUUAUUGUUUCUAAUAAAAUUAAUUUUGUGGUAUAAGAUUUAAGGAACUAAGACCUAGAUUUUGAUCUUUACGUAUUAGAGUAUAGUAUCAUCUUCAAAAGAUUAAUCAAUUCAAAGUCUGGAUAGCAUUUUCAUACUCAAAGUAUGCGGUACCUCAGAUUUCUCCCUAGAUAGUGUAGAACUCAACCCUUUUUUAAUAAUUUUUACACUUUAAUUGAUAAAAAUUGAUAACACAAAUAUAAAUAAAACAAAACAUAAAGCAAAGUAACUAAUUUGGCGACGGCCAGCUCCUCCGUCCGCGUCCCGUUAAAAAAAAAACUCAUCCAAUCCCACUUUCGUUCCGUCCAAAUCCAGCAUUCAAGUAAUAAAUGAUUAAUCAAUUUGAACCAAUCAGACACGGCCACAUGGCUGGGUAGCAGCGGAGGGCUGCAACCCAGCCAGCAGCCAAAUUUUGCCCAUUUUUAAAUUUGACCAAAAGUUAUAUCUUUAUUCAUUGUUAACGGUUGAUUGACGGAAUUUUAAACGGAUACUCAAUUCAAUGACGUUAAUGGUACCCGACACCCUAUUUGUAUUCAAGUGGUAUAGCUUCCCCAAUUCUCAUAUUUUAGUAGUACCCGAUGCAUUUUAUGUCGAGAUUUGUUGUUUUCUUUCUCAUGUUUCUGGUCUGCCUCUUUUGAUUUGCUUUAUUGUGUUGCUAGUCUGCAUUAAGAAGUUUCUGGCGUGCUUUCAAAAUAUGUGAGGUUUGUUGUGUGAUGUGUAUGAGAAGUUUCAGGAGAUUUGUGGUAUGCAUUAGGAGAUUUGUAGUGUGCUUUAGAAAUAUUUGCAAUUCGUUUUGUACUGUUUCUUGUCUGUUUCAUGAAAUUUGUAGUAUGCAUUAGGAAGUUUCUGGUGUGCUUUAGAAUUAUCUGGGGUGUUUUUUGUCUCCAUCAUGACAUUUGUGGUCUGCAUUAUGAGGUUUUUGGUGUGCUUUAGAAAUAUUUGAGGUAUGCUUUGUGGUGUUUGUGGUAUGUUUUGAAGUAUUUAUGGUUUGCUUUCUUGUAUUUCUGGUAUAUAUGCUUUUAUAAGAUUGUGGUAUAGUUUAUGAGAUCUCUUGUAUGCUUUCGAAAUUUGUGAUAUGCUUAUGAGACACAAAAAUACAUAACAAAAAUUUCUAAAUACAUAUUAGAAACACAACAAUGCAUACAAAAACCCUUCUAAAGCAUACCAGAAAAUCUAUAUUCACUAAAAUAAAUAUAAUCACAUUACCUAACAAAACUCAACAACACAUUCCAAAAAUAAUGGUACUCACAAAUAUCACCUUCAAAUAGAACAUUUUGCCACUAAAAAUCCAAUAUAUGCAGUUAUGAUUUAUGAAUCAAUCGGUUAGGUUUUGUAAUAUAACUUGUCAAAGCAUAAGGUGAUAUGGCCAUUUUUUUGUGUCUUCGGAGGCCACUUAUCCCUCCAAUGGAAGGGCACCAAGAACACUAAACAAAUGCGCUCUUACUGAUUUGUCUAGUCUCCAAACGUUAUAAGCAUCUCUGCCCAUCCCAAAUAUUAUGCGUAUCUUUUUUGUUUCCAGGUACAACAUAAGGCACAAUAUUUAUCUCCAUGGGCUCGAUUAUCUUGGAGGGGAGAAGAACAGCGGAGUUGCAGGACAAGGAGAACCAGAGUUGCUGAUUCGGGCAUAAUUAUACAUAUUUACCCUUCAUUUUUUGAUCAUUUGACUUCGUAAUCAUCGUCACUCGACCUAUUUUAUGUUAGAUUGUGCUUCUUUUAUUAUAUUUCAAAGUCCUUCUACGUGUGGCAAGUCGAGGACGAGUUUCGAGACGAUUGGAGUUUGAAAAAAUGUCAAAAAGUGAAGAAAAUGCCAAAGUGACG
This is a messenger RNA of Linum trigynum, 8743 nucleotides long. NCBI's taxonomy places the organism in Eukaryota, Viridiplantae, Streptophyta, Magnoliopsida, Malpighiales, Linaceae. The record is from the annotation of a GenBank genome assembly.